Boleophthalmus pectinirostris (great blue-spotted mudskipper) is the source of this 1218-nucleotide messenger RNA. Its product is annotated as trypsin. Gene Ontology annotation, biological process: proteolysis. The record is from RefSeq and is a predicted model, not a curated record. Gene Ontology annotation, molecular function: serine-type endopeptidase activity. NCBI's taxonomy places the organism in Eukaryota, Metazoa, Chordata, Actinopteri, Gobiiformes, Gobiidae.
AUGGCAUGUGGAACAAACCACUUCCAGAGCAUGUCCAUAGAGCAGAACAGAUGUGAGUCAAGCUCUGCAUCCACCACAGAUCCUGCCUUACUCACCAGCUUAUCCAACUGUACAGUGUUCUUCUUCUUGAGGCUUCCUCCCCAGCAGACCACAGAGCUGAAAAAGACACUGGAGAUGACUGUCUGUAACAAAGACGAUGAAGCCCCCAAACGUAUGCUUCCUCUCUCUGCUCCUUCUCCUCAUCGUCAGUCAUCAAGGUUGAAUUCCCUUGUGUCAUGUGUCUUGCUCAGUGGCGUUGGCGGCAGGAUCAUAGGAGGAGCAGAGGUGGAGCCGUACAGUAUCAGUUACCAGGCCUCUCUGCGCUUCUUUGGGCAGCACUUCUGUGGAGGAACGCUCAUCCACGAGCAGUGGGUGAUCUCUGCUGCCCACUGUUGGAGACCGCCCCAGCUGAUCCAGGUGGCUCUGGGCAAACAUAACCUGUAUGAGCAGGAGCCCACAGAGCAGGUGUUCAGAGUGGCCACUCUCAUCAAACACUUCAACUACUACUCCAGGACCUUUGACAGUGACAUCAUGAUGAUCAAGUUGGAUCGUCCUGUAGUCCUGACCUCAGCAGUGGGUCUGGCCCCCCUCCCUCAGGCGGACCAGCCCCCUCUCUCCUGGUACACCCAGUGCACAGUGUCUGGGUGGGGGGUAACCACGCUCUGGUCGUACAGUCUGUCUCCAGUACUGCGCUCUGUACAGGUGGACUACUUUCCCAACUGCUGGUACUUCUAUUACUACAGAGUGACAGAGAACAUGAUCUGUGCGGGCUCGUGGAGGGGCGGGAAAGACUCCUGCCAGGGCGACUCGGGCGGGCCUCUUAUGUGUAACGGUGAGCUCCAGGGCAUCGUUUCGUGGGGCAUCGGCUGUGCCUACUCCUACUACCCCGGAGUGUACACUCGCGUCGCCAACUUUGUGGAAUGGAUCCGAUGGGUGAUCCAGACCCAUGAACGAGCCUGAAGCAGGAUUAAAGCCAGACUAAAACAGAACUAAACCAGGACUAAAGAAGGACUAAACCAAGACUGAACCAGCCAAUAAAUGAUUAAACCAGACCCUUGAACGAGUGACUAAACCAGGAUUAAACAAGAAUUAAACGAGGACUAAACCAGGACAAACCCUGGGCUAAACCAGGACUAAACCAAGGAAUAAACCAGGACUAAACCAGGACUGAACCUGGAC